Lathyrus oleraceus (garden pea) is the source of this 537-nucleotide messenger RNA. RefSeq lists its product as uncharacterized. The coding region runs from base 1 to 537 and encodes 178 amino acids. NCBI's taxonomy places the organism in Eukaryota, Viridiplantae, Streptophyta, Magnoliopsida, Fabales, Fabaceae. The record is from RefSeq and is a predicted model, not a curated record. The transcript has a single exon.
AUGGAUGGAAUUAUGUUUGGAGGGAUUUCAGAUGAGAUGGUCCAACAUUUUGUUAGACAAAUGCAAUCUGAGUUUGAAAUGAGUUUGGAAGGAGAACUGACAUACUUCCUUGGGCUCAAAGUCAAACAGAUGGAAGACUCUAUCUUUCUGUGUCAAAGAAAAUAUGUUAGGAGUAUUGUGAAUAAAUUUGGAUUAGAGAAUACUAGUCACAAAAGAACUCUUGCACCUACCCACUUGAAUUUAUCUAAAGAUGAAAAAGGCUUAAGUUUUGACCAGAGCUUAUAUAGAAGUAUGAUUGGAAGCCUUCUAUAUCUUACAGCAAGCAGACCAGAUAUAACUUUUAUUGUUGGUGUGUGUGAUAGAUAUCAAGCUGAACCCAAAGUAAGUCUCAUCAAUCAAGUAAAGAGGAUUCUAAAGUAUGUGAAUGGCACAAGUGAGUAUGGAAUGUUGUACUUCCAUGAUUCAAAUUCUAUGUUAGUUGGAUAUUAUGAUGCUGAUUGGGCUAGUAGUGUUGAUGAUAGUGAAAUUCUGGUGUAG